Messenger RNA from Panthera uncia (snow leopard), 7540 nucleotides. RefSeq names its product 6-phosphofructo-2-kinase/fructose-2,6-biphosphatase 2 (gene PFKFB2). The coding region runs from base 4584 to 6290 and encodes 568 amino acids. The transcript is spliced from 15 exons. NCBI's taxonomy places the organism in Eukaryota, Metazoa, Chordata, Mammalia, Carnivora, Felidae. Gene Ontology annotation, cellular component: cytosol. The record is from RefSeq and is a predicted model, not a curated record. Gene Ontology annotation, molecular function: ATP binding; 6-phosphofructo-2-kinase activity; fructose-2,6-bisphosphate 2-phosphatase activity. Gene Ontology annotation, biological process: fructose metabolic process; fructose 2,6-bisphosphate metabolic process.
UCGGGGAAGGAGGAGGGGCUGCUCCCUCCCAGGAUUUUAUCUUGGGAAUAGAAUUGUAAUCCUUGACUUUAAUGCUUGGUGGGAGUAAGCGAUAAUUCUUUGACACGGGAAUUUAAAACCAAAUCUACAAGGGGAAUUUCUUGUCCGAAACAAGGAGACCCAGUGAAAUGUCUGUCACUGGAGCUAGACUGCUGGUAUUUCUCUACAUUUUCUUACUGCUUUCUUUAACUGCCUCGUGGGGUGGGGGUGGGGGGAUCUGCACACUUGACUGAUGUUGAAAGUUACACGGUGUGCAAGGCAGAAUGGCAGGUGCGGGGAUUACUUAGGGCUGAUACUGUUAACAGUUUCCCUUUAUUUGGGGGGCCAAGUUUUGUGAGGAUGCUGCUCACUGUGGACAUGGAAGGUGAGAGCCAGCAGUCGUUCAUUUUGACUGGCCUUAGGGGAGUCAACCCUGGCAUCUGACUUCUCACUCUGACGUGGGCACCCUGCUUCCCACAGGGUUAGCCUUUGCACGUUGCAAACUACUUUUCCCGCAAGUUCACUCCUCUGGGGACAGAUAUCACCGGAGUGUUUCCCUGCCGGUUGUUUAGACAGAGACAUCAGGUGGGUUUGUAGAGAAAUGAAGCAUCAUUUCUUCUCCCCAUGCACCUGCAUUCCUGACCAUCAUUGUAGACUGUAUGGUCCAAAAGGUCCUCAAGGAAUGCUAACCCUUGCCCCUGCUUCCAGAUGCCCCUUUCCUUUGGAACCCUGUCAGUCAGUUCUCACUUCAGUGGUUAUGCGUGUCAGCAGGUGGGAACGACAGCCAACCAGCACGAGACCUGGAAUCCAUCUCUCAUGGUCAAAGCUUUCCCUCAGGUCUCGGCCUUGAUGUCAUGUCCUUGUCAGUCUCAUGAUUAAGGACGAUGAUCUCUUUUCAUCUAGCGCUGACGAAGCUUGCUGGGGUUUGCGCUGCAACAGAGGCAGCCUGUUUGGAUGUGACACUGGGGUUGGCACACCUCUAUGAUUAGGGUCUCCGUUCUCUGCCAGAGCAGGAAGCCGGGUACUGAGGGCAAAUAGGAGAUAACUAGUAUAGCAUGAUGUUUGAGUGCAUCCCUUCGAGUCGGACUGCUUGGGUUUGAAUCCCGUUUUACUACUUCUUAGCUGUGUGCCCUUGAACAUGUUGCUUAUCCUCUCCGGGCCUUAGUUUGCUUAUUUAUAAAAUGGGAAUACAAAUAAUAUCUCCCCCUAGAACGAUGUGAGCCUUAAAUGAGUCAAUAUAAGAAAGUACUUACAAGAGUGUUUCUGUAGCUGAAGUGUGUUAGUUUUCACUGGUGACUCUAUUUUCAUUGCAUAUAAAUUGAAAAUGCUGUGCUGGGAGCUAUUUGAAAGAGCCCUGUGAAGGAUUAGAUUCUCAGUAAAGAAUGCUUUCUCCUCUUGCUGUACUGUAACCCGGCUUUGGGGGUAUGGGAUGCACAUCUUAAAGAGAGGUGCACACAUGUUCCUAGGACACUUGAGCUGGUGGGGACGCGGGCUGCACAGUGCCCAGCAUCAGCCUUCUAGCUCCGCUUUAUUCUCCACAGAAACCUGCUACCUGCCUUUCCCGCUCUUCUCCAGUUUUUCUGCCUUGAGGGCUCUCGAUAGUUAAGGAGGCAGUAUUCCCAGGUCUCUUUCCUAUCCUCUAGUCUCUGAUUCCUGCUCUGGGCUCUGAUUUCUCCUUUCCAAGCUCCACCUUCUUCUCCCCCACUGGAAGCGUCUGGGCUGUCCUGACACCGCCAUCUUUCAUUUACCCCCUUUUACUUCUCCCCUCGUGGGUUGGACCGGGAGACAGCUGCAGCCACAAAGGAGAAACACACAUGAAAAUACGUGUUAGCUGAUUUCCUUCUUUUCUGUUGCUUGCCUGUGUCUUGGAGCAGGGCUCCCCUGGCUGCUUAGUGCUCACACCCAGCAGUUGCUUUAUUAAUAGGUCAGCCGUUAUCCCCUUGCUGCCAUUUACACCUGUGUUGGCUGGCUUCACUCCGGGAAGUGCCUGAGCUGGAGGACCGGAGAAUGACUUUAGGGAGCCACAGCCUCCAAAGGAGCAUUACUGGAACUUCAGCGGCUCCAGAGAUCGGGGUGACAGGGAGGUUGCUGGCCGAGGUGCCUUUAAGGUGCUCAGAUGACUGGCUUCAGGGCAUCUUAAAGGCACCUCAGGAAUUAGGCCUGUUGGGGGUAGGGGUGAGUGUGGGCGUACAUGCUUUUCUUUGUUUCUUUCAUUCUUUGAUAUUUUGAGUGGGUCUGGAACAGACCAAUUCCCAUGUGUACCUCCAUGUAUCAUGGAGCGUUUUUUUGCGUGUGUUCAUAAAUGCAAAUUUACCUCUUUCUGUGUAGUAAUACUUAACUGCAUUAUCUGCAUAUGCCAGCCUCCCCCUGAUGCCCAUUUGUGCUGUUUCCAGUUUUCCAUCAUCAUAGACAAUGCUGCAGGGAGCAUGCUCGCGUGUACGCCUUUGCCUGUUUGCACAGAAAUCAUAGGAGGAAAGAUAGACACAUCUGAAAUGUUUGUCAGCAUUACUGGUUUAUUCUCCUAAAAACUUCUACGUUGUUAGCUAUUUUUAAUACUUCAAAGCACAUGAGUGGAAAUUGGGCAUUAUCAACUAUAGCUGCAGAACUUGGCUAUUUCAUGCCUAUCAGUCACAUAGCAGGAGGUAAUUGGCAGUUUUAUGACUUUUCAUACAUGAAAAAAGAUACUACUAAUGAAAUACAUUUUAAUAGGCUGUAUAUUCCAAAAAUAUUGGGUAUAUUUAGAACAUACCGUGGAAGACCUUGUUCAUGAAAAGGCUGGGAACCACUGACCUUCUACCUUCGAACCACCAAUGCUCUCUCCACUGACCUUCUAGACCACCUCUUAGGAUUAGAUUAGAGAGUGUAGUCAUACUUAUCACAUGAUUGCCGUGACCAGGUGCUGACAAGAGCUGGUGGCUGGAACUGAUGGGGCUGUCAUGAAACCAGGAGUCCGGUCAGAGCCCUGACUUGACCUUCUGUAGAACUGUGGGCCGAGCUGUUCACUUGCCUGGGUCUGAGUGUUUCUGUUUAUAGGAGGGAGGUUAUCAACCCCUCCAUUCCUCUAAUUAUGUUCAUGAGGGAGAAUAAAUUUAAGAUUGAGAAAGGGAGGGGCACGUGGGUGACUCAGUCGGCUAAGCAUCUAACUCUUGAUUUUGGCUCAGAUCAUGAUCUCACAGUUCACGGGUUUGAGUCCCGCAUUGGGCUCCAUGCUGAUGGUGCGGAGCCUGCUUGGGAUUCUGUCUCCCUCUCUCUCUGCCCUUCCCCUGCUCUCUCUCUCUCUUUCAAAAUAAAUAAGUAAACAUUAAAAAACAAUUUAAAAAGAGAUUAAGAAAGCAAAUUAAACCUUAUGUAAAGAAGGUAGGCGAGAAUUUUCAGCAUUGAAACAGCUUUCCAUUAUAUGUCCAGGGGUAUGUUUCACUGUCCCUGAAAUUAAUCAGCUUGAACUAUCUACUCUUCAAAUUAAGGUGGUAGUGGUUUUGUUUUGUAACCAGCCGGACAGAAGGUUCCUAAUUUUGUCAAUGUGGCAAUCUGAGAUAGGAAGUGUGGCUUCCUUUCAGAAACUAAGAAGUCCUGGAAAAUGAGAAGCCCAGUGGUGGGAGGUGUGGUGCCUAGGGGAGUCUUUAGAGACCCCUGUUUUCUUUUGCUCUUAGCAUUCUCUGACUGGUUAGGUAAACAUUCAGCAGCUGGCCCCCUGUUUAGCUUCAGAGCAGCUCCCAAGUAUCAGUUCAUGUUCAGCUUUAGGGAGGGUGAGAGGACCUUAGGGGGAAGCGCCUAAUGGGCUGGAAGUUGUGGACAAAGCAGGCCCAGAAGUGCAGGUAAUGAGGCAAAUCACGGGGGAUUGAGAAGAGCAUCGCGCUGAGCUGGAGAAAGUGAAGACUCGGGAGAAUUUUACUACUGAAACCCGAGGCAGCAGCUUCCGGGCAGACCUGUUAGGGGAUCAGAGAUCGGGGAUUCACAUCAGCUAAGUCUGCAGGGUGGUGUUUUUGCCUGGCUUUGUGCUCCCUAUUUGUACAGAGAUGAAAAUCAUUUGUGUUGCUCAUUACCUACCUUGGAGGAGCCCCUGCUCAGGCCCAGGCAUUUUCCCUGUGCACACGGGUAAAGGACUAAAGGCCAAGUCCCCUAACCCCUCAUCUGGGCAUCUACUCCUCCCUGACCCCUUGGGCCACUCUUUGAUUUCUGGGUACUUCUUGCCAAACACCCUAAGGAAACGCUCUUCCUUCUGUGGUCUUCCUCUACCCAGGCCCUUCUGCCCACUUCUCCCCUGAGAUCUGUUGAAAAUGACUUUCCUGUGCAAGUAGCCCAGUUUCACUGAAUUGUUUCUUAGCCUUAUAGGGUCACCUUGUCUCAGAACAGAGAAGCAGCAGCGACCUGCAGGGCACCUUCUGGAAAACAGUGCUGGGAAGUGCAGAGGGGAGGCAGUUCUUUCCCUUUCCCAGCCCUGGGCAGGGCCUCCCCUCACAAGAGCCUGUAGAGCCCAAGUCCUACAUGACCUCAGUUUGGGUCCUGGCCCAGGAGAGUGGCUGGCAGCAGUGGAGGCCCAUCUCCUGCCGCUCCUCUGUGGCAGGAUGGGCCGGGUGGCCGGGGUGCAGGCGCAGCCAGGCCCCGCGAGCAAGCUGCUCAGGAAGCUCCAGCUCUGUUGGGUCUGUUCUAGGAGCCAGCCCAGCUCUGCACUGGAGACUCUCCAGACACAAGGCGUGUCUCCACAGCCGGAUCAACCUUGGGUUACCCGACAUGGUUACGUGAAGGAAGCAUGGGCCUCUUACAUGACCAACUCCCCAACGCUCAUUGUUAUGAUUGGCCUGCCAGCCCGGGGCAAAACCUACGUGUCCAAGAAACUCACACGCUACCUCAACUGGAUUGGAGUGCCCACCAAAGUGUUUAAUCUUGGGGUAUAUCGGCGUGAAGCAGUCAAGUCCUAUAAGUCAUAUGACUUCUUCCGGCAUGACAACGAGGAGGCCAUGAAGAUCCGCAAACAGUGCGCUCUGGUGGCACUGCAAGAUGUGAAGGCAUAUCUUACGGAGGAGAGCGGGCAGAUAGCGGUGUUCGAUGCCACCAAUACCACUAGGGAGAGGCGGGACAUGAUUCUGAACUUUGCCAAGGAGAAUUCCUUCAAGGUAUUCUUUGUGGAAUCUGUCUGUGAUGAUCCUGAUGUCAUUGCUGCCAACAUCCUGGAGGUAAAGGUGUCGAGCCCUGACUACCCUGAAAGGAACAGGGAGAAUGUGAUGGAGGACUUCCUAAAGAGGAUCGAGUGCUACAAAGUCACCUAUCGGCCCCUUGACCCAGACAGCUAUGACAAGGAUCUUUCUUUCAUCAAGGUGAUAAAUGUGGGCCAGCGAUUUUUAGUGAACAGAGUCCAGGACUACAUCCAGAGCAAAAUAGUCUACUACCUCAUGAAUAUCCACGUGCAGCCUCGCACCAUUUACCUUUGCCGGCACGGAGAGAGUGAAUUCAACCUCUUGGGGAAGAUUGGGGGCGACUCUGGCCUCUCGGCACGGGGAAAGCAGUUUGCCCAGGCUCUAAGGAAGUUUCUGGGGGAACAGGAGAUAGCAGACCUCAAAGUGUGGACAAGCCAGCUGAAGAGGACUAUCCAGACUGCUGAGUCCCUGGGUGUAACAUAUGAGCAGUGGAAGAUUCUGAAUGAGAUUGAUGCUGGUGUGUGCGAGGAGAUGACGUACGCAGAGAUUGAGAAGCAGUACCCAGAGGAGUUUGCACUUCGGGACCAAGAGAAAUACCUGUAUCGAUACCCUGGCGGGGAGUCGUACCAGGACCUGGUGCAGCGGCUGGAGCCUGUCAUCAUGGAGCUGGAGCGUCAGGGCAACGUCCUCGUCAUCUCCCACCAGGCUGUCAUGCGCUGCCUCCUGGCCUACUUCUUGGAUAAGGGUGCAGAUGAGCUACCGUACCUGAGGUGUCCUCUCCAUACCAUCUUCCAGCUUACUCCCGUGGCCUACGGAUGCAAAGUGGAAACAAUUAAACUCAACGUGGAGGCUGUGAACACUCAUCGCGACAAGCCAACUAACAACUUCCCCAAGAACCAAACCCCUGUAAGGAUGAGAAGGAACAGCUUUACGCCUCUGUCCAGUUCGAAUACAAUAAGGCGUCCAAGAAAUUACAGUGUUGGGAGCCGGCCCCUCAAGCCCCUCAGCCCUCUCCGUGCCCUGGACACGCAAGAAGGGGCCGACCAGCCGAAGACCCAAGUCAGCAUUCCGGCGGAGUCCAUGCUGGCUGUGCACAGGCACUUGUCUUCCACGAUGUCCCUCACGUCGCAAUCCUGAUGACGAGAAGUUUGAGAGGCCAGACUUCUCCAGGAUCAACUAUAAAGCUUGGGAUGUCAGCUCCACAGGGGCUUGAUCAGGAAGUUGAGCGGGGAUCGGACGUUGAGAUCCCCCAAAAUGAGGCCUGGAAAAACAUCACAUUUCUUCCCCUCAUGCCUAAUGGAAUUUCUGCUACACUGAAGAACUUCACUUCCCUGUGCCUCAAAAUAUCUAACAGCCUGAGUCCAUUAGUUUUUAUUAUCUCCUUGCUGGGUGUGACCUCAGUUGGUCAAUCUUGUUCCGUUUGGGCAUUUAACUUCCUACCUGCAAUUGUAUCCCUGGCUGGCUGUUCUUUCCUGAAAUGCACACGUACCUCUUAGGAUUUAAUUGUUUCCAAGUGAGCGGGCUGUGCUACGCAAGCCUUUUCUCUGCUCUAAGAGCUGGUCUCUCCAUCCGUUCCCGGCGAACGGGCUAGAGUACGACAUACCUAUGCGAGCAGUCCCUUUGUCACAUUGGAAACAAGAGACACAUUCACCAGGUGAAUAGAGAGGGUAUCUGAGAAAUUCAGUCCCUGAAACGUCUCUACUGUGGUGAUGGAGAAGCAGCGUCAGCUGCCUUUUCGUUUAGAGAAGGUUUUCUUGUUCCAGGCCCCGUAAGGGCAGGAUCUGACUGCAAGGCUCCCCAGAAUGCAUACCCAUCUUCUAACUUCCCUUUUCAUUUUCUACCUGUAUUUUCUAGCUGAUGCUGGGUCCUCUCAUAGCUGCAGAGGGAUAAUACCGUUCCCCAGUGGGUGGGAAUGAAGACGAGAAAGAAAAGUAGGGCACCAUUUGCAUUACCUGAAGAAGUAAAGAAGGUUCCUUGGGAAUCAACUCUACCAGGGAGUUCUGGCUUCAAAACAAGUGUAGGGGGACGUGACUUUCUGUGGGGUCUGUCACCGUGAUGUGGUCUCUAAGCUGCCGCUGUGACUUCAAGAGCAGUCUUCUGAUGCCUGCCUCUUAGCUAAUUGUCACUAUCGGGGUCUACUGAUCUGGUCUCUUAGGUAAAACGCGGCAGGGGAGGGGCAGGGAACAAAGGGGAACCACGUCCUUGAUGUAUCCAUCAUUUGGUUUCCCUUAAAGAUAAGCCAGGUAAUCAUUAACUAGAUCAGUGGUUGUCAAAUGUACAAAUAUCUUUGUCAGUGUGAUUUUAAUCUGUCACCACUCCGAAGGAGGCUAUGGAAGCUCCAAGGGAUAAAUAUCUUACAUGCAACCCCCCACCUUUUUUUUUUUUUU